Messenger RNA from Peromyscus californicus insignis, 1044 nucleotides. RefSeq names its product radial spoke head protein 6 homolog A-like. Gene Ontology annotation, cellular component: radial spoke; axoneme. Gene Ontology annotation, biological process: cilium movement involved in cell motility; cilium assembly; axoneme assembly. Lineage: Eukaryota; Metazoa; Chordata; Mammalia; Rodentia; Cricetidae. The record is from RefSeq and is a predicted model, not a curated record.
GAAAAUAAAAACAUGAAGCAUAGUAUUUUAUUACAAAUUUUUUUCCCCAAAAGGUUAGGUAUGUACUACCUAUUUUGAAGUGGUACUUAACACCUGAGAGACAGAACUGUGCUGUACUACAAAGCUGAACUUCUUUGUAAUAAAGAGGCUGUGUCAUCAGCCCGCUGGGCUUCUACCAGUUCGGCGAGGAGGAGGGCAAUGAGGCUGCGUGGGGUGCGACUCGUUCCAGGAGAACCCCGAUUUUGAGGGCAUCUCAGUGCUGGAGCUCAUGGACUCCAUGGCCAACUGGGUACAUCACACGCAGCACAUCCUGCCUCAGGGCCGCUGUACGUGGGUGAACCCAAUGCAGAAGAUGGAGGAGGAGGAGGAGGAGUUAGGGGAGGAAGAAGAGAAGGCGGACAAGGGGAUGGAGGAGGUGGAGCAGGAUGUCAGUCCUCCUCUUCUGACUCCUCUCUCGGAAGAUGCAGAAAUCAUGCACCUGUCACCCUGGACCACCUGCAUCUCCUGCAGCCUCAGCCCGCAGUUGGUGGCCAUCGGGUGCUCCAACCUCUGGCCAGGGGCCUAUGCCUACGCCAUUGGCAAGAAGUUUGAGAACCUCUAUAUUGGCUGGGGUCACAAGUACAGCCCUGAGAACUUCAACCCAUCCCUGCCAGCUCCGAUUCAGCAGGAAUACCUCAGUGGCCCUGAGAUCAUGGAGAUGAGUGACCCCAUGGUGGAGGAGGAGCAGGCCCUGAAGGCUGCACAGGAGCAGGCCCUGGCAGCCUCUGAGGAAGAGGAUGAUGAUGAGGAGGAGGAUGAAGAAGACCUGGAGGACUAAGGUCACCAAGCUCUUUCCCAGAGCCUUUCCCCUUAGUGGUAGUUACAGACUGUAUUUUUUCUGUUGCUUUUGUUCCCUGCCCUUGCAGGACAUGGGUAGGAAAGCACACAAUGCUCCAAAUAAACCCCCCACAGCACAGCCGCUAAGUUACAUUCAUUCAUCAUACUGGGUGGUUGACUCAUUCAAAAAGGAAAAAGAAGCAGUGUCUACACACAUUUGCAAUCCAG